AUGGCGACACGCAGACCAGCGUCCUCCCGCGCUCGCCUUAAUACCGCAACCAAUCCGAUGCCACCUCCACAACAACAGCGACCAAGGUCAGUCCUCGCAAGGCCCGCAAGCCGCAUCGGAGAGGAUUCAUUGCAAAGUUCUUCCGGAUCGUCAUCAAGCCAGCAACCACAUAAGAGUCAACAAGAAGGGGAUACACACAUUCAGGUCAUUCUACGAUGUCGAGGACGUUCAGAGCGAGAGAUUCAAGAGAAUUCUCCAGGCAUUGUCCAGAUUGAAGGAGCGAAAGCGAAAGACCUGACAAUUGAGACGACUGCCCCGGUUUCGAGUCUGGGAACAGUUACCCUAGCUCCUACACGAACAUAUCCUUUUGAUUUGGUAUUUGGGCCGGAGGCGACGCAGAGCAUGAUUUAUCACGAUGUUGUUGGUCCUAUGCUGAACGAGGUUUUGCUGGGUUAUAACUGCACUCUGUUUGCAUACGGUCAAACAGGAACGGGAAAGACUUACACAAUGCAAGGGGAUCUGGCACCGACACCCAUGGGGAAUCCCUCAUCUCAUGCUGGAAUCAUUCCCCGAGUUCUUUUCCGGCUAUUCCACGAAUUGGAAAAGUCGUCUACCGAUUUCAUGGUCAAAGUCUCCUACAUUGAACUUUACAACGAAGAGCUACGCGACCUGCUGGCCAACGACGCCGCGGCGAACAACGGAGCAAAAGACAAGGGUCCUGACGGAGGACUGAAGAUAUUUGACGAUGCAAACAAACGAGGUGUCUUCAUUCAAGGCGUGGAAGAGAUCGCUGUAAAGGACUCUAAGGACGCCCUUGCCCUCCUUACGAAAGGCAGUGAGCGAAGACAAAUCGCCGCGACGAAAUUCAACGACCAUUCGAGUCGUUCGCAUUCAGUGUUGUCCCUUACUGUUCACCUCAAGGAAAAGACGACUAUGGGAGACGACUUGCUCAAGGUCGGCAAGUUGAAUCUGGUGGAUUUGGCUGGUUCAGAGAAUAUCGGCAGGUCAGGGGCAGAAAACAAGAGGGCACGGGAAGCUGGAAUGAUCAACCAAAGUCUUCUUACUCUGGGACGCGUUAUCAAUGCUCUUGUCGACAAGGCUCAGCACGUCCCGUAUCGUGAGUCCAAGCUCACUCGUAUCCUCCAAGACUCGUUAGGCGGCCGAACGAAGACCUGUAUCAUUGCCACAAUAUCACCUGCACGGUCCAACCUCGAAGAAACCCUUUCCACACUCGACUACGCCCUCCGCGCCAAAUCUAUCAGAAACAAGCCCGAGCUCAACCAACGCAUGACCCGAAACUCCCUUCUCAAAGAAUACGUCGCAGAAAUCGAGCGCCUGAAGGCCGACGUACUUGCGGCACGAGAAAAGAAUGGCAUAUACUUCGCGGAGGAAACCUGGAUGCAACUUGAAGCGGAACGCGAACUGAGGGAGACUGAAUUGUCCGAGGCGAAGAAACAGGUCCAGAUUAUCGAGAACCAGAUGAGGGCAGUGCGAGAUGAAUUCGACCAGAGCAUCGCGGUUCUGAAGCGGAGGGAAGAAGAGCUGAAGCACACCAGAGGACAGCUGGCGCAUACAGAAAACACUCUUCGUCAAAGAGAACAGGAGCUUCAGCAAAUGGCGACAGCGUAUGAGGAGGAAGUUAUCGUCCGUCGAGCGUAUGAAAACACCGAGGCGCAGCUGAAUGUUGUUGCCAGCGAUCUGAGGGAUGUUGCCGCACAGAGCGUACAAGACCUUGGUGGUGUUUUCGAGAAACUGGAUCGAAAGAACAAGGUCCACUUAUCGAAUAAGCGCGUGGUCUCAGAGAACGAAAGGCUCAUCAGCGCGGUUACCGAGUCGCUCAUGAAGCAGCUUUCUGAGCUCAGCCAACUCCUACAUGCAACCAGGUCGAAUAUGGAGAGCGAAACAGAACAAUUCCGGUCUUCCCAACAGACAGCACUGUCAAACCACAUCCGAGAAAUUGACGAUCACUUUGAGAAAGCGCACGAGCUUUUCCAACAAAUCGACACUGAAUGCAAAGCCGAGGAUAAAGCGUUGGACAUUAUCAAACGCGAGGUCCAAUCUGCAGGCGCGGCUUUCAGGUCAGAGGUCUCUUCUUGGGGCGAGAAACUGAAGUCUACAAGUACCCGAAUGUGUGAAGAGACCCUCAAAGUGACCAUCGAGCAGGUUGCCCUCCUGGAACAAUCGCUUUCCACGCUGCAUUCAUUAGGUAGCAAUCUCUCCAGGGACGUACGUUCCUAUCUUGCGGAUGAGCGGAAGACUUUCGCAGAAAUGCAGGCCUUAGCUAAAGAACUGGCAGCCAAGGAGACAUCACGCCUCAAGCAACAGAACGAACUCCUCGCCCGAAUGCUUGUUGAACAGCGGCAAGAAGCGGAGAAGGCGAAAGACGAGAUGCUGCAACGUGUGUCUGGGCUGCUUGGCGACUUCAUGCAGAAGAGGGAUGAAUCGCUGAGGGCAUCCAUUGACAAUCUGCAGUGCAGCAACAAGGAGGUGGAGGACCUGCUUAACUCGACUUAUCGACGACAAACCGAGGCGCACGACGGAAUGGCAGAGAAGAACAGCAACAUGGAUCGACGUGUGCAGAAACUGAGCGCCGAAGGGAAUGAUGCGAAAACAAGUUCACUCAAGGUUGUCGGAAAGACGAAAGAUGUCAUUAAGACCAGCAUGAACGGCAUCCAGAGUACAGUGUCAAGUUCGAUCGCAACAUAUUCGACAUGGGUCCACAAAAAGACGCAAGGGAUCGAGGAAUCUUCUGACAAUGCUUUCGAGGAACAUUCACGAGCUAAGCGCGCAAGGAUCGAAGCCACGAAUGGAGUAUACGCAACUCUUGAAGAGCUUCACUCCAAAGAACAGGAAUUGCUUACAGCCAGUUCCAAGGGAGUGGAGGCGCAUUCGAAACAAUCGCUGUCUUGGAUCGGCAAGCAAGUGAAGGGUGCCAAAGAGUACGAAGUCGCCGCCACCAAGAAUCUCGAAUCCAUUGAGCAUGCAGCUUCGAACCUCGCCAGUAAAGGCAUCAAGGACGACACACCUACAGGCGCUACGCCGCGCAAGCGGAAAUGGCAGUAUACUCACGAAUGGUCAUUGACGCGGAGUCGAGAGGAACUGUUAGGCGCAUUGAGGCAACAGCAGGUGUCCGACCAGGACGAAGAGAUGCGGGAGGAGUCACAAGAUCGUGAAGUGGAGAAUGAUGCGCCAGCGCAGGAGAUGCUGGAGAGCAGCAAAGCGAGCACACCAACGCUCGAGGUUCCUCCCGCCGCCCCACUGGUAGAGUCAAGACGGAGAAAUCAUGUCUCCACGAUCCCUAGUCGCUCGUCCCGUCGGGCAAGAUAG
This is a messenger RNA of Cyclocybe aegerita, 3327 nucleotides long. The record is from the annotation of a GenBank genome assembly. NCBI's taxonomy places the organism in Eukaryota, Fungi, Basidiomycota, Agaricomycetes, Agaricales, Hemipholiotaceae.